Acanthoscelides obtectus is the source of this 2248-nucleotide messenger RNA. Lineage: Eukaryota; Metazoa; Arthropoda; Insecta; Coleoptera; Chrysomelidae. The record is from the annotation of a GenBank genome assembly.
GUCGCGUGGUAUGGAAUCAGUAGCGUAGGCAGCUGGUAGCUGACAAAUCAAUUAUGUAAGAAGUAAGACUGGGUUAUUCAGAGAAGUUCUGCAUUCCGUACAAAGCCCUUUUCCCCCGACAAUGCAAUACAACUAAUCGUUUUCCCUUGACCAGUGGUGCUUGCAGACAGGUAUUUGUCUCAUCGUCCCAGGACUUUGGUACUGUAUGAGAGCUGUGAAUCUGUCAAAUUCCAAGAAAACCUUUUGAAGACGAUGCUGCAAAUCGAAGACACUUUUUUUGAACUGGGUCGAACGUGCAAGAGAGACUGUCUGAUAAUUUGUGAUAGAGGUGCUAUGGACGCAUCUGCAUUUGUCACCAAAGAAAGAUGGGAUGAAAUCAUGAAAGAAAAUUGCUGGAACAGCGUCGAAUUGAGGGACAAUAGAUACAAUCAAAUUAUCCAUAUGGUAACUGCUGCUAAGGGCGCUGAAGAAUUCUAUUCUACCGAGGAUCACAAUUGUCGAUCAGAAAACGUUGACCUGGCACGCGAACUUGACAGUAGAGCGGCUGCUUCUUGGGUGGGUCAUCCAUACUUUGACGUCAUCGACAAUUCCACCGAUUUCGAGGACAAGAUUAGGCGCAUGAUCGGAUCUGUUUGCCACAAGAUCGGCAUUGACACAGGCGAUAGGUUAUUAAAGAAUGCCAGAAAACACAAAUUCUUAGUAGAAGGCCCCUUGCCAGAGGACAGCGUGUUUCCGCCCUUCCAAGACUUCGAAGUAGUCCAUAAUUAUCUGCAGUCGAACUCGCCUAAUCAGGUCAGGUUAAGAAAACGCGGCCAAAAAGGUCAUUACAGUUACAUCCACACGGUGAGAAGACAGAAUACGCCUGGUGGCCAAGUGAUUGAGGUCAAAACACAGAUCGGACAUAGAGAUUAUAUCAACCUUUUGACGCAGAAAGACAUUGCACAUUUCACCAUUUACAAGAGGAGAAGAUGCUUCAUACAUAACAAUCAAUAUUUUCAGUUGGAUAUGUACGAACAGCCUAGUCAUCCAAGGUGUAAAGGGCUGAUUCUGUUGGAAACAUAUUCUGCUGUGGACGAUGAACAACUACAGCAGACAUUGCCACCAUUUUUGAACAUUAAAAAAGAAGUCACUGGAAAUCCUGAUUAUUCUAUGUACAACCUUUCCUUACGAGAAGAUUGGAAGACUUCAAAGAAAUUCUGCCGUUCAAUCAUUGGACCAGAGACUCAACCAAAUGAAUCUGGUGAAAAUUAUUAUCAAAAAGACAGAAACGAAACCAGUGGCCACGCGCAGACACAGGCCUGUAAGACCAAUGGGUAUAACAAUAAGGAAGUUAUGAAGCCGACCAUCAAUGGCAAGAUUUGAAGGGUGAUAAGCAGGUAUUUUUAUUAGUAUUUUCUGCAGUAAAAUGUACUUAGGAUUUAAUUUAUAUAACUUAUCAACAAAGAUCAUAGGAUUUCAAUAGUAACAGUAUUUUUAAUUAUUUAAAUUAUCUUGUGUUGGAAUCAUUGGAAGCGUAGCUGAAUAGCAGUGGCCAUAGGAUAACUUGUCAGUUUGACAGCAGUUUCCAUCUUCUGGCUUUCAGAUUUGAUAGUUCUUUAUGUUAACGCUAUUCCACGGCUACUGCUAUUCAGCAUAAACGCGCUGGAUCGCUUUACGUUGGCUGAACGCUUCCAAUAUCAACUACAUUGUAAUACAAAGUUGCUUGUGAUUAUAAAAUGACCAAUAGUAUCGAAAAUAUUGAAUUUUACAAAUUAUAUCCAACACCUUAUAAGUACCUGUCAAUAAAAGUAUUCUAUAUGUAGUUAUGGUUUCUGAUCCAACUGUAAUUUUGUUAGUCAUGAUUCUAUAAAUUUUAAUUGUUAAAAAACAUCUUGUAAUUUGUUUAUGGACACAGAUGUCAUCAUGCGAUUAUAAAAUUGUAGUUAGUGUUGUAUCAAUUCAUUUAAAGGUAGGAAAUAAGUUCUAGCCUGUGAUUAUAUAAAUAAAGUCGCCCAAAAACUACGAUACAUGUUUUUAUUGAUAUUGGGGUUGGAAUGUUACUAAAUAUCAUUUAUGUAUGAAUGCAUAUUUCUUGCGAGAUUUAAGAGUAUAUCUAACGCGACUUGGUAGGCGUUAAAUUAUCAGAGUAUAAUAUUGUUUUUGAGUAUUGCUAUAAUUGCAUUGAAUUAGUAAAUUGAAAGCAAACUUGCAUGCUUGGAAAAUUUGGUUGUUUUAUUGACGCGUUUAUGCUUUUUAUAAGCUGUGUGGG